CUCGGGCCGCAGCCGCCUUUAACUAUGCUUCAUCUAGAGGUUCCAGCUGAAGCAAAAGCUUAUGCAUGGUGGUGUACAAUGCUUGUGGAAAAAUCACGCAAUAGCAUAACGACAUCAUCACAAUUGACCGGUAAAUCGCGUGCGCGCUCAAGCUAGCCCUGCACCUGAUAUAAGGCUUCGUAUGCGUGCUGCAUGGAUUUUUAUAUCAUCUUUCUCCGAGUUAGCGCGCCAUCAUGGGUUUCACAGUCCACAGUCAUGCUGAAGCCGUUAGCUCAGAGUCACAGCAUCCCCUGGAUAUUGAUAUCCUGACUAAUGGCAUUGAGUCUGAGCAUAACUUGGAUAAUCUGGACGUUGACCUCGGGGCUAUCGACACUGAGCGUCACUCUCACGAGCUCCCCACGUUCAAUUCUAAAAGCCUCACAAACCCCCCAUCUACCGUCCUCUAUCUACCUCCGCUACUUUCGUCUCUACCUCACGAGCUCGGGGUACUACUCCAUACAUCACUAGAACAGCAGCCUAUGCUCUCUGAGACCCGUCUACCUGAUAUAGACCCCGUAUCGCUAUCGUUGCACAAAGCUUUGUAUCAUUUCCAUCCGGCAACUCCGCAUUAUGCUGAAGUACCGUACGACGAAGCAUUCAAUUGGAAAGAGCUUGACCUUCCGGAGGACGAGGAGCGUGAGUGGUAUUGUGUUGCCUUUCGCAGCAAGCGAUUGCCUGGGAGCGACAGUGGACCUCUCUAUGAUGCCGACAAGUUAGCUCACGAGGAGGCCGUGCGUAGCGGUGGUCUUAUCAUGUAUUGGUAUGGUGUGCCAGAUCCAGAAACGGGCAUGAAUCUUGCGACGUGCAUCUGGCAGUCCCGGAAACAUGCAGUGGCUGCCAGCUCGCACCCGCACCAUAUCCGUGCAAUGAAGCUUGCAGCCGCUUCGUACGAGAUAUAUACUCUGGAGCGAUACAAGCUGCGAAAGUCACGGGGAGAACGUGGGGUGACCAUCGAGCCGUUUGACGGUGCUGAAGUUGUUUGGUAAUUCUCCAAUACCAGUUUAGUUGGAUUUAUAUACCAUCGCAAUACUUUCAUUUCAUUGAAUAAAUCUAACUUAGACUUAAGGAAUGUUGUGGAGUUUGAGUUUGCUAAUGAAAAUACAUGCUCAAAUUUGUUAAUGGUCAUCCGCCCAUGACUCAAUUGUGUCAUGACUAGUGUCUGAACACUGCGAAAGCAAUCCUUCAAUUUCA
Suillus bovinus is the source of this 1230-nucleotide messenger RNA. RefSeq lists its product as uncharacterized. Lineage: Eukaryota; Fungi; Basidiomycota; Agaricomycetes; Boletales; Suillaceae. The transcript is spliced from 4 exons. Bases 234 to 1025 code for a protein of 263 amino acids. The record is from RefSeq and is a predicted model, not a curated record.